AUGAUGGCUUACAUAAUCCACUAUCAAUUCUCUCUGUCCAAAAAUCUGCAAGCUUCGACGACACGGCGACUCUACGGCCUCAGCCGCAUCCGCUUCGGCAACAACGUCUCCGGCCGCAACGACACCCGCACCCCGCGCACCUGGAAGCCCAACGUCCAGCGCAAGAAGCUCUGGAGCGACGGCCUCGCCGCCUGGGUCAAGACCCGCCUCACCACCCGCGUCCUCCGCACUAUUCGCAAAGAGGGCAGCCUCGACAACUACCUCGUCGCCCACGGCCGCCGUCGCGUUCGCGAGCUCGGCCCCGCCGGCUGGCGCCUCCGCUGGCUCGUCAUGCAGACUCCCGUCGUCCGCGCCAAGCUCGCCGCCGAGCGCGAACGCCUCGGCCUGCCCCCGCUCGAGGACGACGUGGCUGCCGCCGCUCGCCGGGAUGACCUCACGAGGGAUAUCCUCGAGAGCCGCGCUGCUGAUGAUGUCUUGGACCAGGAGCACUCCUUUGGCGAGGGUGCUGCGGAUAAUUUCGAGUUCAACGUCGAGUGGGUGGACGGCAACGUGCCGGAGGGCUUCGAGGCCGAGCCUGCGGCCGACGCGGCGCCCAAGACAAAAACUGUCUAA
Messenger RNA from Parascedosporium putredinis, 612 nucleotides. The record is from the annotation of a GenBank genome assembly. NCBI's taxonomy places the organism in Eukaryota, Fungi, Ascomycota, Sordariomycetes, Microascales, Microascaceae.